UUCGAUAGUAUCGAUUUCUUUCAUCACUAAUCUAAAUUGCAUUUUUAACCAAAACAAUAUUUUAAAGGUUUAGAAAUUGAUUUAUUAAAAAUGUUAAAACUAUAAACAGGAUAUAUGACCCUAACAAUAUAAGUCAUUAAAGUACUUUUUGCAAUGAAUGCAUCGUUCCAUUCAUAUAGAGAUUUACUAGUGGCACAUCCCCAAGAUUCCUCAAGUCCGGAAAAUUUUGCUCCCGUAGUUAUUGGUUAUAGAAAUACUGCCAACAAUAAGGAUAUUGUCGAGACCAGCUCAAAUAUUUCUUCGUCUCAUUUAUCGUUCAUGGACGAAUCGUCAAACGAUUUCAAUAAUCAUCAGUUAAUUCAUCCUAACUCUCUAAUUAAAGUGUGUGGUGGUUGUGGAGAUAAAAUAAGUGAUAGAUAUCUUUUAUAUGCUUUAGACAGAUAUUGGCACAAUGGUUGCCUAAAAUGUCAUUGCUGCGGAGCCAUGUUAGCCGAAGUCGGUUCCAGCUGUUUUACACGAAGAGGUUUGAUACUCUGUAAAAAAGACUACUCCAGUAUGUUCGGAUGCUCUGGAGUAUGUUCCGGAUGUGGCGAAACAAUUCCUCCAAGUGAAUUGGUAGCAAAAGCGCUUACUGGAAUAAAUAAUAUUGAUAUACAAAGUCAACAAAAACAAAUAAUUAACUGUGUAUUUCAUCUAAGGUGCUUUAGUUGUGCAAAGUGUGGCUCAAGUCUACGCCCUGGUGAUAGGUACACGAUGCUAGGAGCCAGCUUGGUGUGUGAACAGGAUUGGCAUAAACUGCUCAAAAGCCCAGCAAAUUCGAAUGGUACGCUUGCACAAAGGAAAGGGAAAGUAGGAAGACCCAGAAGAGCCAAGGAUUAAUAAUAUUUAAUGUCUUGUAUUAAAUAAACGUUUAUUUUAGAACACAGUUCAUUUUAUAGAUUAUCUUUAAAAAUUCAAUUAAAUCAAAAUGUAAUAAUCCGAAA
Molecule: messenger RNA, 983 nt
Organism: Drosophila pseudoobscura
Lineage: Eukaryota; Metazoa; Arthropoda; Insecta; Diptera; Drosophilidae
Product: LIM/homeobox protein Lhx4
Exons: 5
Coding region: 154-879 (241 amino acids)
Source: RefSeq, a predicted model, not a curated record